CUGUGGUAACGGCUCCACUUGGGCCCUGGUAAGUAGGUGCUUAGUCUUGAAAUGUCAACAAGAAGAUCGCGAUGAAGGGGAUGAAGACGGAGCACUCCAAAUUAUGGCUUUUAGUUCGCCAAGGGGAUGUCGUUUCUGAUAUCUGCGAAGUGGAGAUUUGUACGGAGCCACAAUCAGAGACGAACGAUCGUCAAAUACUCAUGGAGGAAAUAUGUAACCAGCUUAGUUUGCAAUAUAACAAGGGAAAAGUUUAUAAGCUUCGGAAUCCCAGAGGGUCUUUGAUUCCCAUCAGCAGAAAAAUGCCACCAAAUACUGUCACCAGCCCUUUCAUCCUAGAGAUUUGUGACCAGCAUACGUCAAUAAAGCCAGGCAAGAAACAAGUCCAGAUUUCUGGAUACUCUGAGACUUAUCAGAAAAAAGUUGAUAACUUGACUAAAAAGGUUGAAAGGCUAGAAGCCAUCAUGCCAGAGCUACCAUGUCUAAGACAAGAGAAACUAACAGAUGAAAUGAAAGGGGUUGAAGCGAGAUUACAUUUUAUGAAUUCCAGAAUGGAGGAAGCCGAAAAUCGUGAGUGGAAGGGAAUGUUUAAGAAGCACCCUCUCUGGUGAAAAAAUGCAGAAGAGUCAUUGUGUAGUUCCAGAAAAUUUUGAGGGGAUCGGAAAUUCCGGAAAUUUUGGAAAGUACGGAUAAUACCUCAAACUACACAUUUAGCAAAAUAGAGCAAAUAUACUGUACAUAAAACAUGAAUGGGUUAAGGUGUGACCAGGAAAGCAGUGAUCCCUGCGUCCACCACUAGCUAUGGUCAGUGGCUUUUGAACCGAUUAUAGGGGAUCCUGCCCCCUCCCCCUAAAUAUAUCAUAUAAAACUCGGGAACCUCGCAAGAACAAGCGAUUUGAUUGGCUGAGAAACUCGGGAUAAAAUGCAAUGAACACCCUAGAAGGUGGAUAUUUUCCUGCGCCCCGAAAUCAAGCAAAAUGGCGGGUGUAACAGCCGAUUUGCUAGUGUUUCCGAAAAGAAAAUUGCUGUGAAGCUCGUUUUAUAUACUAACAAUUAUACCAUUUCCAUUUCGGCGGAUAGUGGCUUUAAAAAUAUAUAUAUUUUUAGCCUAUCCACCUCAGUGGAAAUGGUAUAAUUGUUAAAUAUAUCAGAGAAAAUCAACACUCCAUAUUGAAAUAUUUAUCAGUAGUUAUCCUUUAUAUUUAUAGUUAGUAUAAAUCCACUCACAUACUAUCACGAAUCUCGCAAUUCGAUUGGCUCCUAGGCACCCGUGGGGAGAGAAGCGUUGCGUGAGCUACACAAAGGACGGCUGCGCGACUAUUUGGCUCCCUUACUCACUAUCUAUUGAGCCACAGAUAGUGAGCUGCGAAAUAGCGGCGACGGUUAUUUAUUACUGAGAAUUAUUAAAAUCGCAUUUAUUUGAAGGUAGUAUGUGUGUGGAUUUGUACUAAAACAAUUAGACUACCCGUUCUCGUUUUUUUAUGAGUCAAACAAAUAUUGACUAUCUAUUGACUCAUAGAAAACUCGAACUCGUAGUCUAAUAAUAAAAGCAGCAAUUAUCAGAUGUAGUCACCCGUGUUAUUACCUUGUCUCUCUAUAUAUAUAUAUUAAAAGGAAUUAGUGCAUCAGAA
This is a messenger RNA of Nematostella vectensis (starlet sea anemone), 1628 nucleotides long. RefSeq lists its product as uncharacterized. Bases 72 to 608 code for a protein of 178 amino acids. The transcript is spliced from 9 exons. The record is from RefSeq and is a predicted model, not a curated record. Lineage: Eukaryota; Metazoa; Cnidaria; Anthozoa; Actiniaria; Edwardsiidae.